Enterobius vermicularis (human pinworm) is the source of this 1914-nucleotide messenger RNA. Lineage: Eukaryota; Metazoa; Nematoda; Chromadorea; Rhabditida; Oxyuridae. The record is from the annotation of a GenBank genome assembly.
AUGUUGGGAUUUUCAUAUAGUUUCACAAAACCGAUCGUCGGCUCAUAUUCAUCACCGCUGCUGCUGAACAAUUCGAUUGUCAGGUUGACAUCCCUGCGUCGAAAGUGUUUUAGCCAGUUGGUUUAUCGGCAAUCCACAUACAAUUCCCAUUUUUGUGGAAAUAGAAAUUUUCGGACUUCGGAAACUUGGAAUCGUCAAAAAAAACCUCUAACGAUGGCUCCGUUGGUUCUUUCAUCACCGAAAAAUAUUGGUCCUAGCGAUGUGCAGCUAUCCAAACAAUUGAUCUACUGUAAUGGUUCAUUGUUGGAUGCUGUACAGCAGUCUAAAAUGUUUAACGACUGCAAGCAUUUUGUUGAUAUGCCACUAAAAAGAGAUCCUUCAUCGACGUUGGAAGAAUGGCAAAAUCUGGUGAAUAGUGGACGAUUGGACGACCUGUCGUUGAAAAUGUUCAUUGAGAAUCAUUUUGAUGAACCUGGUGGAGAAUUAGACGAAUUUCUACCAAUUGACUUUAAUCCGAAUUACAGUUUUGAGCAAAUUCGUUGCCCACUCUACAGAUGUUGGGCACAGCAACUCCACCAGAAGUGGCCGCAACUGUGUCGAAAGGUUUCCGACAGAGUCAUCGCUGAACCACACCGUUUUUCACUGAUUGCAUUGCCUAAACCAUUUGUGGUACCUGGUGGACGUUUCCGUGAAAUGUAUUACUGGGAUAGCUUUUUCACAAUGAAAGGUCUUCUCGCUUCUGGUAUGUAUCAGACUGUACGCGGGAUGAUCGAAAAUAUGGGCCAUCUUGUCGACGAAUUUGGGUACAUUCCAAACGGAAAUCGGGUGUACUACUUGAACAGAUCACAGCCACCACUUUUGACUUGGUGUCUGUUCGCAUAUUAUCAAGCCACAGGCGACAAAGAUUUUGUUCUGGCUGGCAUUAAAUGGGUUGAAAAGGAGUUGCAGUUCUUUCAGUCUAAAAAGUUAGUAUGUGUUCCUUCAAUGCUCUACAGAUAUUAUGUUGUGGCUGAAGGACCAAGACCUGAAAGUUAUCGCGAAGACGUUGAAAGUGCUAUGCACAUCGAAGACUUGGUUGAAAAAAGACGACUUUGGGGCGAUAUUGCUGCAGCUGCAGAAAGUGGACGUGACUUCAGUUCUCGUUGGUUUUCCAAUGAAGGGCCAGCGGCUGGCAAAAUGGGUUCUACCAGGACAAGCUCAAUCUUACCGGUUGAUCUCAAUGCAAUAAUUUGUGGCAACUGGGAAAUUAUGGCAAAACUCUACGACGUAAUUGAGGAUUCAGCUAGCUCCGAUCUUUGUCAUCGAAACUUUGAAGCAAUGAAGAGUGCCAUUCAUCAAGUUUUUUGGAAUGAAGAUCGUGGCUGCUGGUUUGAUUAUGACAUCUCAACCGGACGUCAUGUCGAAGUCUACCAGGAUACAAAUUUCUUCCCACUGUUUACUGGAUGCACUCAUGACGGUUUCGAUCCCACCACCGUCGUAAAUUAUAUGGAGCACAUUGGCGCGCUUGGAUUCCCUGGUGGUCUGCCAAGUUCCCUUAUAACUUCUGGACAGCAGUGGGACUUUCCGAACGCCUGGGCUCCAACCACAUGGGUAGUUAUUCAAGGUUUAAGAGCGCAUGGAAAGGAUGAACUUGCUUUCCAAAUUGCUGACAAGUGGAUUCGCAAGAACUACAACAUGUGGGUCAGCUCUGGUGGACGCAUGUACGAAAAGUACAAUGUUGUAUCGGCAUGUGUUAAUGCUCUCGGUGGCGGUGGUGAAUAUGAUGUGCAGGAAGGCUUUGGUUGGACAAAUGGUGUUAUUUUGGAUUUGUUAUUAACAUAUGGAGCGCAACUGAGUUAUCGCCCUGAAGAUAUGUACACAGACUGCAAGUGCUGUCAUCCGGCUCUACCGGAGAUUCCGUGUAAACUUCAAUAA